Molecule: messenger RNA, 3943 nt
Organism: Platichthys flesus (European flounder)
Lineage: Eukaryota; Metazoa; Chordata; Actinopteri; Pleuronectiformes; Pleuronectidae
Gene: nfxl1
Product: nuclear transcription factor, X-box binding-like 1
Exons: 25
Coding region: 310-2985 (891 amino acids)
Biological process (GO): regulation of DNA-templated transcription
Cellular component (GO): nucleus
Molecular function (GO): RNA polymerase II transcription regulatory region sequence-specific DNA binding; DNA-binding transcription factor activity, RNA polymerase II-specific; zinc ion binding
Source: RefSeq, a predicted model, not a curated record
CAGCUGAGGCUUGUUUCAGUCGCUUCAUUCAAAGUCUCCAUCCUCCUUUUCUCCUCCUCACUUUCUCUCCUCCUCCUCCUCCUCUUCCUCUCUCACUCCUCCAGCUUUGUUCACUUGUCGAGUCAUCAGCCACGGUGCGCCGGAUGUGACGUGUGCUUGCGCCUGCUUUUCACUCAACUUUAUUGACAGCUAGCUUGUCGCAGCUAACCGGCUAACUUGUCUUGAGCUGACGUGACGGGGAGAAGCUCCGAGCUCAGCUCGAGAUCGAACCUACGACCAGCAGCUCCGUGGGUUCAGGAGGCUGCUACCAUGGAGCCGGCCUGGCGUCAGCAGGGCCGGGGUCGAGGCCGCAGCCAGGAGCCCCAGGGUCAGAGGUCACGACCCCCGCAGGCAGAGAGGCCGGCAGCCGCUGCAGGAGCGUGGGCCCCGGGACGAGGGGGGAAGACGAAGAGCCCCGUGGCUCCUGAGCCUCCACAAGUGACCGCAGAGUCUGUUCAGUCCAAGUUCGAGGAGAUCAAGAAGUCCAACCAGGCUGCUGCUCAGCGACUGGUGGAGAACCGCCUGAGCUCCUCCUCUGACGACGACGAUGAUGAUGAUGAAGGAGAUGUUGACCAUAAGGAUGGAAAGAGGGGGAAGAUCCUGGCGUCGACCUUCACCACCUACACUGACCAGACAGGUGGCGAUGGCUCAGGUCUUCUCAGGACGGGUCAGUACGUCAGUGACCUGUUUCAAUCCGGAGCUCUCACCUGCCUCAUCUGCAUCGGCUCCGUCAAGAGGACGCAGGCGGUGUGGAGCUGCUCCAGCUGUUUCUCCCUCUUCCACCUGCCCUGUAUUCAGAAAUGGGCCAGAGACUCUGCCUUUCUCGUCUCCUCCGUCACUGAUGAAGACUUCGGUCAGAAGAAGCAUCCCUGGCCCUGUCCAAAGUGUCGAGCUGAAUAUCCCCCCAGCGCCACGCCCAACAGGUACAUGUGUUACUGUGGGAAGCUGCAGGAUCCUCCAGCUGACCCCUGGUUGGUUCCUCACUCCUGUGGCUCCGUCUGUCAGAAGGAUCUUAAACCCGCCUGUGGACACACCUGCCUGCUGCUCUGUCAUCCUGGUCCGUGCCCUCCCUGUCCCAAGAUGGUGCCAGUUUCCUGUAUGUGUUGCAAAUCAAAGCCCCUCCCCCGUCGCUGUAGCAACAAGGCCUGGUCCUGUCAGAAGCAGUGUGGCAGGUUACUGCCCUGUAAACAACACAACUGUACACAGCCCUGUCACACAGAAUGUUCUCCAUGUCCUAGAGUCAGUGUUCAGAAGUGUAUGUGUGGUAGAGAGAAGGCAGAGAGGCCCUGUGCCAGCCCUGAGUGGAACUGUCAGCAGGUAUGUGGUUCUGUCCUCUCCUGUGGGAAUCACACCUGUGAGCUCUUGUGUCACGACCGAGUCUGUCCUCCAUGUCCCCGCUCAGUCAGCAGAUGCUGUCCCUGCGGCAAGACCAAGUCGUCUCUGCCAUGCACAGAGGAAGUGGCGCUGUGCGGCGACACAUGUGACCGCCGCCUGUCGUGUGGAAAACACACGUGUGCUAUGAGGUGUCACCGAGGGAGCUGCGAGACCUGCAGACAGGAGGUGGAGAAGGAGUGCAGGUGUGGCAAAUACAGGAAGUUGAUGCCGUGUCAUAAAGAAUAUCUGUGCGACUCCAAAUGUCCCAAAACCAGAAGCUGCCAGCGACACCAGUGUAGGAGAAAGUGUUGCCCCGGUAACUGCCCCCCAUGUGACCUGAGCUGUGGGCGAACUCUGGGAUGUCGAAACCACAAGUGUCCCUCUGUGUGUCACCAAGGGAGCUGUUAUCCGUGUCCAGAGUCGGUGGAGGUCCCGUGCUCGUGUUCCUUAACGGUUCUGGUCGUCCCCUGUGGUCGAGAGAGGAGCACCAAACCCCCCCGCUGCAAGGAGCUCUGCGGUAGUCCUUCGUCCUGUCACCACCCGACCAGAGAGACCCACCGCUGCCACAUCGGGACCUGCCCCCCCUGCAGGCAGCCCUGCCUGCUGCCGCUGCCCAGGUGCAGCCACACCUGUCCGCAGCCCUGCCAUGACAUGGUGCUGGUCAAGUCCCAGCAGGUGAAGUUAGCAGGUCCAUGGGAGCAGCCUUCUGAACCUGCGUUUGUGAAGAAAGCUCUGCCCUGUCCGCCAUGUCAAGUCCCAAUACCAACGUCCUGUUUUGGGAAACAUGAGGUCAGUCCGGUGCCUUGUCAUCGUCGGGGUCCUUUCUCCUGUAAAAGACUUUGCGAACGACCUUUGACCUGUGGCAACCACGACUGCAGCAAGGAGUGUCAUGUAGUUACCGAGCGCAACAAGUGUGAGGUGUGUGACGAGGACUGUUUGAAACCCCGUCCCCCGGGCUGUCCCCACCCCUGCACACGCCGCUGUCAUCCAGGCGACUGCCCUCCCUGUGGGCAGAUGAUCCGCCAGCGCUGCCACUGCAAGAUCAGCCUGCUCUACGUGGAGUGCAUGAAGUUGAUGUCGGCCGAUGAGAAGACGAAGGUGGAGCUGAGCUCCUGCAACAACCAGUGUCCUAAAGAGCUGAAGUGUGGUCAUCGCUGUAAGCAGGUGUGUCAUCCAGGUGUGUGUGCGGAGAAAUGUCAGCAGAAGGUGAAGCUGCGGUGCCCCUGCAAGAGGAUCAAGAAGGAGCUCCUGUGUUCUCUGUCGACUCAGUGUGAUGUUCAGUGUGACGACAACUGCAAAGAUCAGCAGAUGAGAGUCAGCCAGCUGAAGGAGGCGGAGCAGAGAGUGGCUCAGGAGGAGGAGCAGAGGAAGCUUCAGGAGGAGCUCGAGGCGUUUGAGAAGCGCCAGCAGCGAGGAGGUCGGCGGAGUAAGAAGCGGGGGAGGAGAGAGGAGGUGGACGACGAGGAGGGGAGGAAGGGGAGGUGGUGGAGGAGGUGCGCCGCCAUCGUCCUCGUCCCAGUGGGCGGAGCUUUGCUGUCCGCCGCCGCCUACUACCUCCUCACCACGGCGUGAGCUGACACAUGGCUGCCUCUCUCCGAACUUUCUCUUUUCAUUCUUUUGUCUCAUCUUCUUGUUUUUCUGUCGUCUUUUACUCUUUGUUUGAUUCUUCUAUCUUUUAUUGAACAGUUUUUUUGAAUAUUGAUUAUAAUCCCUGACGUGAACAGCCAUAAUAAGGGCUGAAAUUUAAGGUCAUGUCAAAUUUUUAGUAAUCUGAUUAUUUUUUCCAUUAUUAAUUGAGCAGAAAGUAAAUGAGGAAAAUGUGUUUUUAUGAAUUUAAUAAUUCCUCGUCGUACAUUAAGUUACACAUCAGUUUGAGAACAAUUCACUGAUUUUGAGGAAAAGCUGAAGAAGGAGAAAUCAACAUAAAAAAUCUUAAAGCAACAUCGGAACAUUUUGCUUAUAUUAUACAUCACAGAUUACCUUUUAUUCAAUAUUAUUGAUGUUUUCAUCUUAUGUAUGUUAAAAACCUGUCAUCGAUUUCCUCACGGAUGUGGAGAAAUCAAGUUUCUUGAUUUGUUAAGUGCUCGUCAAAAUUCUAUUUGAUGUGAAGACGUUUCCGUUAAUAACGUCAGAAACUUAAACGCGUCUUUUUCUUUGGUGCUGAAACAUUUGACAGAUGGAACGUUUAAAUAUAAUUUUUCUUUUUGUCUUUUUGUUUUUCGUUUAAAUAAAAUGUAUAAAUCUGUUAUAGUUUGGUGAUUUUACGAUCUCUGUCCCGCAGCUGAGAGUUAAAGUUCAACUUCUUUAAUUACGUUACUACGCGAUGAUAAUGAGAUUUGUUUACAGGAGUGAACAGACAGGGGGCGCUGUUCCUCCAGAGCUAACACAUAAAAGACAAUGGACUGAUGCAAACCGCAGAGUUAUUUAACAUACUGUUUUCUGAAGUAAGAAUAAUUCUGUAGGAACAAGCUGAGAAACCCCACCUCACAUGUCAUUCAUGAUUUGACUCAAUAAAACUUUCUUGAAUCCA